Molecule: messenger RNA, 408 nt
Organism: Guillardia theta CCMP2712
Lineage: Eukaryota; Cryptophyceae; Pyrenomonadales; Geminigeraceae
Exons: 5
Coding region: 1-408 (135 amino acids)
Source: RefSeq, a predicted model, not a curated record
AUGGGGGCCAAGUUCCCUGGGCAGGCCCCCAACGGAGCUCCUCCGGCUGAUCUCUUCAACAUCUGGAGAAACGAUUACAUGCUCACCCCCCAGCAGGCUGCUGCCGAGGCCGCUGAGAGGAAAAAGAACACUCUCUUCGACGGAGUGUUGCCUCCCUUCUCCAACGUCGGAGAGACCACCUUCGGAGAGGUCGGCACCCCCACCAUCAGCGGUCUCGGUGUCGCUCGUGACUUCUCCACCGCCAACCCCACCUCCGCUUACGAUGUUGCCAACUUUGGCAAGACCAUCGCUGUGAACCCCGACGUUCUCAUCAACCCCAAGACCGGAGCUGGUCCCGACAGGGCCUUCUUCGAGAAGAAGGGUGGCAACGCUCCCUCGCAGCCCCGCAAGCGCCUCUUUGGCAAGUAA